Dreissena polymorpha is the source of this 5569-nucleotide messenger RNA. RefSeq names its product microtubule-associated proteins 1A/1B light chain 3C-like. The transcript is spliced from 4 exons. The record is from RefSeq and is a predicted model, not a curated record. Gene Ontology annotation, biological process: autophagy of mitochondrion; autophagosome assembly; cellular response to nitrogen starvation. NCBI's taxonomy places the organism in Eukaryota, Metazoa, Mollusca, Bivalvia, Myida, Dreissenidae. Bases 133 to 510 code for a protein of 125 amino acids. Gene Ontology annotation, molecular function: ubiquitin protein ligase binding. Gene Ontology annotation, cellular component: autophagosome; autophagosome membrane; cytosol.
AUCAUCGAUUCAUGUGACGUAAAUUUCGUGUAAUUCUUGUAGUGAGUAAGUAAUUGUCAAAGUUAAAAAGCUUUCGUGAAAGUGACAGCGAAGAAACAUAAGUGUCAUAAUAAAAGGAAUCUCAAUUUGAAAAUGCCGGAGAAUAAGGAUAAGAGUGCAAAAUCAUUCAAACAACGAAAGAGUUUUGCUACUAGAAAAGAAGAGGUUGCAGGCAUCAGAUCCAAAUUCCCAACAAAAGUUCCAGUCAUUGUGGAACGAUAUUACAAAGAACAAAGCCUUCCAGUGUUGGACAAGACCAAGUUUCUAGUGCCUCAAGAGCUCUCUAUGUCACAGUUUGCUACUAUCAUACGGAAUCGGAUGUCGCUGAAAGAAAACCAAGCAUUUUACCUAAUCAUCAACAACAAGAGCAUAUCAUCAAUGUCUGUCACACUAGCAGAGAUAUAUCGAGAUGACAAAGAUGAAGACGGCUUUCUCUACAUGACCUAUGCAUCACAGGAAAUGUUUGGCUAAAAUCGUUGUAGUUUUUACAUCAUGUACAGAUUUAUAAUUAUAUCCUGAUGAAAGUGCUAUGUUUAUGAUAUUGAUGUCCUGUGGUCAUCAUGUGUAAAUAUGGUCUGAUAUGUACUUACAUGGUCACAGAUGUGUUGUUAUAAAUUCUAUUAGAACAAUAAUGUACGCGUCUGCAUAGUUGCAUGAUAUAAAUGUACGGGGGGAGGGCACAAAAUGGUAAUGUGUCUCCGACUUAACGCUGUUCUAUAUAGCUAUUUCCAUUUCCUUUACAGACUGAAUGAUUAAGACAAUUAUGUACCUAAGACACUUAACUGUUCUGUUAUACUUGACAUUGAUGUGUUUAUGAGUGGGACAUUUUUAUUGAAUAUCAUGUUAAUCCUUAAUUAGUUCAAACAUGGUCAGCUAGCAUCCUUGGGUAGUAUGCUUACUAAGAAUUCAAGGAUCAAAGGUUUGAUCCAAGGAACAGGAACCUAACUUAGUCUUGAAAUCCUUUCUUCGGCUAUUCUCUGACUACUUUUCAUGCAUUUGCACUCUCCAAUUUAAUAAACAAAGUGAAUUAGUUCAUUAAUAAAUUAGAUGUUAGCUAAAUAUGUAUUAAGAUUGAAUGUGGUAUCAAAAGUCAAUCAUUAAUUCAUAUGAGCACAUAAUAUUGAGUAUGAAUUUAAAUAAGAUAUUGGAGGAAAAUCGAUGUUGGUUGCUUGAUUUAUCAUCGAUUCUGUAAAGUCCAUGAUAAUGUUUGAUUGUUCUACAUUUUAUCUGUGCCUGGGAUCUGAAUUUUUUGCCUUGAGUGAGAAAAUGUGGCAAGAAAGGUGUGGCUAUGUGCAGCACAUCAUUGAUAGAGCACAUAAUUAUGCCUUUAAGCCAUUGAUCAUUAUCCCCACGCUUUUUGAAAAGCCUGGGGAUAUUAUGGUUAUCUCUACCGUCUGUCCGGUUGUCCAUCUGUCUGUCUGUCUGUCCGUCCUGGCCACUAUCUCCUCCUACACUAUACGCACUAAAACCUUGAAACUGACACACAUGGAAGCUAUGAGCAUAUGUGCGACCCUGCACUAUUUGGAAUUUUGAUCUGACCCCUGGGUCAAAAGUUAUGGGGGUUGGAGCGGGGCUGGGUCAGAUAUUUUCACUCAUUUUUUUAGGUAAUUUUUCUAAAAUUUCUUCAUUUCUACACAGAUUGUCUUCAAAUUGAUACCGAACCUCUCAUAUGACAAUACGGUCAAUCUCAACUACGCAUGGCCACAUUACCAACCCUGGGGCGCCCCGCCCACAUAGGCCACACCCACCCAAAAUUGCAGUUUUACUAUAAUUUCUUCAUUUCUACACCGAUUCACUUCAAAUUGAUACUGAACCUUUCUUAUGACAAUACCGUAAAUCUCAGCUAUGCAUGGCCCCAUUACCAACCCUGGGGCACCCCGCGCACAUAGGCCACGCCCACCCAAAAUUGCCUUUUAAUUUUUUCAUUUCUACACCGAUUCACUUCAAAUUGAUACUGAACCUCUCUUAUGACAAUACGGUCAAUCUCAACUAUGCAUGGCCGCAUUACCAACCCUGGGGCGCCCUGCCCACAUAGGCCACGCCCACCCAAAAUUGCAGUUUUACUAUAAUUUCUUCAUCCCUACACCGAUUCACUUCAAAUUGAUACUGAACCUCUUUUAUGACAAUACAGUCAAUCGCAACUAUGCAUGGCCCCAUAACCAACCCUGGGGCAGCCCACCCACAUAGGCCACACCCAUCCUAAAUUGCCUUUUACUAUAUUUUUUUCAUUUCUACACCAAUUCACUUCUUAUUGAUACUGAUCUUCUCUUAUGACAAUACGGUCAAUCUCAACUAUGCAUGGCCCCAUUACCAACCUUGGGUCAAACAUGCGGCGUGGGGAUACGCGUCGGCCUCUGCCGCGCCAUUUCAAGUUCUUAUUGUAUGUGUGUAUAUGUAAAAAGUAGAGUGAGAUGAGCUCAAUGCUCUACACAAACAUGUGCAUUAACCCUUUCCCACCCAGAAGCAAAGUGAAAAUGGCUAUAUGCAAACAGCAUAAAACCAGAACAGCCUGCGAGUAACUUGCAGUUUGUUCAGGUUUUAUGCUGUUUGCUGCUCAUCAGUAUCUAAGGGUUGGAAAUGAAGCCUUUAAAACUUGAAUCUAGUAAGAAAGGUCUUUAGUUAAAUUUUGCUUUCUAAGGGACUGCAAAUGCGUCAAAAUAGGUAUCUAAGUGGUUAAGGGUUAACUCUUUCAGUGCUGGAACCGAAUUUUGAAGGCCUUUGCAAACAGUUUGGAUCCAGAUGAGACGCCACAGAACGUGGCGUCUCAUCAUGAUCCAAACUGUUUGCUAUUCUGAUAGUAUUCUUUGAAAAAAAAAACGCAGAAAAUGCUUAUUUUACAAAUUCAGCAGACAACAUUUUAGCAGACAACAAAUUUCCCAGCAUGCAAACGGUUAAUGGUGCAUAAGAGACGCGCUCUGGGAAAAUCAGGCUUAAUACAUGUUUGUAAACUAAAAGUAUCCUUCCAGAUUGGCUUGAGCAUUUUGCACAUGCUAUUCAGGGACGACACUCUUCGCCUUUACUGAAUUGUCUUUCAGAUGAGACUUCUUUUUAAAUGAAAAAGUCUAUAAAGCAAAAAGUAUUGUCCCAUAUUAACCUUUUGCGGAAUGUAGAGGCAUAUCUUGGACAAUACUCCACACGUAUGCAUGAAGCCUGGUUGUUCCAGAAAAGGUUUAUUUAUAAUUGCAUGUUGUCCCUAUCUUGACAAAGAUGAGAAUAACAAAUUACAAUUGGCAGUCUCAUAAUUGUAAUUGAAUGUCUUGCAUUGAAACUACAAACAUAUUUAAAAUGUUGUCCAAAAAGGUGCAUUUUAUUUAUAAAAGUUGUUAAUAUUUUGAUAAAACAAAGAUCAUCUAAGGAUUCUGUGACAUUUCAUAGUAAAAUCAUUGUUCUUCCAAUGGGCAUACACUAUCUGUAUUAUCUUACUUUUAAAGCUUUUGCAAGAAAUUGAACUUAAAACACAACAGAAACUACUGCUUAGCUUUUAAAGAAUAAAAAAAAAACACCUGAAAAGAAAUAAUUUAUAUUUUAUAAAUAUGAGAAUCUGUAUGUCUAUAUCAGGCACUAACUGUGUUUACAAGCAUUGUUUCAAACAUAAAACAUGAACUUGAGAAAUCAUAGUGAAACUUGUGCCUUGUAUCUGGUCAAAUAGGGACUUUCUUUUGUCACCUUUUCGAGUUGAUUGCUUUUUGUGAUAAAAGAUUGCUCUGUCUCUGUAUUGAUUGUAGUUGUCUCCCAUUAGUUGUCUCCCGUUAGUUGUCUCCCAUUAGUUGUCUCCCAUUAGUUGUCUCCCAUUAGUUGUCUCCCAUUAGUUGUCUCCCAUUAGUUGUCUCCCAUUAGUUAAUAAAUACUGAACAAACUUACGAGAUUCCAUGUUAUGUAUGCAUUUAUGUAACUUGUCAUAUGAUUAUUAAGUAAUGGGUAAGCCUUCAUAUGGUGAAACAGUAUGCAUAUGUAUGUAUAUCUACAACCAAGUGAAUAUUGUUUAUAAGUUGAUUUAAUGAUUUUUGUACUAUUUUUAGAAACUUUUACUAUUUUUCAGAAACUUUUGCUUUUGUUCCCUCACUGAAAAUGAAGAUUAUUUGUAUAUGUAUGUUCUUUUGUUACUAACAAAGCUAAAUAUUAUUUAGUUAGAUAAUACUUAAAAUACUUUUAUACAUUAUAGGCUGUUGUCAAAGUUGAUACAUGUAUUAUACACUAGCUCAAGAUGAUGGGUGUUAACUUCAUGAAUAUUUUAUUUUGUUUUCACUCAUAGUCAGUACAAUUUCAUCUCCCAUAAAAUUUUAUGUAUUAUCAAUCACUUUCUUUAUCUUUUUUGUACAUUACCUUUAUCAUUACACUUUACGCAAAUAUUGUGCAAUAGCAAAACUUUUUUCCCAAAUGUUCUUAAAGGGACUUGUUCACAGUUUGGAAAAAUGACAAUUAAAAAUAUGUCUGAUUCAAAAACUCAAAAUAACAUGCUUGACUGAGAAAAAUGUUAAACAAAUAUGUGUUCACUCAUUGAUAAUUAUCAAUGGAAUUUUUUUUUUACAAUGUAAUGCUUUGCAUAGAUAAUUUUGCAAAAAUCUGAAUUACCAAACAUUGUUUUCACUAUGUUUCAUAUUCAAAAGAUGUAUAAAAUUCAUGGUGUAUUGGUGAAAGGUUUGCUUUUUCUUUAAGUCCCUGGUUUGAUCCUCAGGACAGGAACCUUUUUUAUUUGGUCUUUUUUUGAGUUUUUUUAGUUAUUUAAAACUGUUCCAAAAAGUAACCUUUUGUAUGGAAAUUAAUUUUAUUUAUAUUUGUCAAAAAUACAAAAAUCUGUGAACAAGUCCCAUUUAAGGAAUAAACAAUUUGUGUUAUUUAAAUGUAUUUUAAAUUGAAUACUUCUAUUUUCUCAAUCUUGUAUUUUGUAGGUUUAAAUAUUAAUAUGUGAUCACACUUGCUUUGCAUUCUGUCCUAUCAUUUUGUUUGGGGACUUUGUUUUGAGUUUGUUUAAAUGUUACAUGACUUUGGUCAUAUGUCUGUGAUAAGAGAAAUGAGCAGUGCUCUGUGAAAAAGGGGCUUAAUGCAUGUGCGUAAAGUGUCGUCCCAGAUUAGUCUGUGCAGGUUGCACAGGCUAAUCAGGGCUGACACUUUCCGCCUAAACUAGAUUUUCGCUAAGAAGAGACUUUCUUUAAACAGAAAAUAUAAUAAAAUUGGAAAGUGUUGUCCCUGAUUAGCCUGUUCAGACUUCACAGGCUAAUUUGGGAUGAAACUUUACCCACAAGCAUUAAAUCCCCUUUUCACAGAGCAUGGCACAAAUAUAUUUGGAGAAGUUUUGGUAUACACAAUGUUCAACUGUAUGUUUAGUAGUUGAAUAAAGGUUGUAAUUAACUGCAUUUAGUAAUUAUAAAUCAGUAGAGCAAUUGUUGUAUGUGUUAAGUAUUGCUUCUGUGUGAAAUGUGAUGCCAUUAUAUUGAUGCAAAUGGAUAUUCAUAAAAAAAUGUGCAAAAACUUGUGAAAUGUCAUAGAUUAAUUGUAUAUUUUGUCUGCAUUAUAAAAAUACUAUUAUGGA